This is a messenger RNA of Zeugodacus cucurbitae (melon fly), 5414 nucleotides long. RefSeq names its product FMRFamide receptor. Gene Ontology annotation, biological process: G protein-coupled receptor signaling pathway. The transcript has 3 exons. Bases 2248 to 3915 code for a protein of 555 amino acids. NCBI's taxonomy places the organism in Eukaryota, Metazoa, Arthropoda, Insecta, Diptera, Tephritidae. Gene Ontology annotation, cellular component: membrane. The record is from RefSeq and is a predicted model, not a curated record. Gene Ontology annotation, molecular function: G protein-coupled receptor activity.
AUUUGUCAUCAGUUGGUUUCCAACCUCCGGCAGCGACGGUUCGUUUGCGAGCUUUGUAAAAAGUGAAUUUGGUCGAAAAAUGUUGUUCGAAAGUCUAAAAAAAGCACAAAAAAAUCAAAAACGAAGCGGAAAAGCGUCAACGAACCACUGUGUGCAUGAGUGUUAGUGUGCGAAAAGCAACAAAGAAAUUAAUUAUAUUUUUGUGACUCGUGGUUUCAGGGUACGCUUGUGGUUUCACGUUUGAGUGCUGUGACAUUUGGUGAUUGUAUAUUUGAAAACACAAUAUAUUUAUGUUUUUAUUCGGCUAACAGUGAACGGUGUUGAAGAGUGCUAAGAAAGGCAUUAGUACCGCUACACAUUUCUACAUGCCCGAAGACAGGAAAGCGUGCUAAGAGCGGCAAAGAAAUAGAUAUUUAAGUGAUUGUAUUUCCUGUGGAAAAGCAACAACAACAGCGAACAGCUCGCGAUUUAAAUAUAAAAACAAAAGCGUGGAAAAAGCAAAAAAAAAUCGAAAAGUAACUGUGCUAAGUGCUAAUGACUUCCCCUGCGGCAUUCUUGUGUAUCCUGCUUACUUUCGUGCUGUUCUAAUGGCGUUGUCACGCCACCAUUGUGUUUGAAAGGCGCAAAACAAUAGCAAGGUCGCGCUCAUACAAGCCCCCAUUCGCCAAUCCGUAGCCCGAGGAUCCUUAAGAUAAGUGGUUAACAGUUCCAAGCUUUUUAUGCUACAAAUAAUUUGAGUUGAGUACACCACUGCGAUGUCGAGAGAAAUUGCGGCGACAAACUUUGCAAAAUGCGGAAAAACUAUCAAGUAGCAAAAGGGAGCCAGUAAACCAAACCGACGCUGCACCGACGAGUGAGAGAUUUGCGCCGAGUUGAACCCCGCAGAGGCGUUGACUAGUGUCAUAUCUUGACAGCAAUCAAAACAACAAAAACAACGAAAGCAAAAGUGAAUAAAUGCAAGUGUAUGUACAAACAUUUUCACAGAGGGACGGAAGCAGUUUAGCAAAAAUACUGUAUUUCCGCUUGAAAUCCACUUGAAGCGCUCGUUCACAGUUGAGCAUGAAAAGUCGCCAAUGGAGUGCGCAGAACGCGAUUUUUUGGCGGAAAAAGAGCUGUGGCUGUGCGAACGCUACCACCUCGUCGAUGCGGGGCUCCAUGAGGAGUGCAUAAUAUUGGAAAUGAUUAAAAUGUUGCUUCGCCAGUUUCAGAUGUGAAAUAGCAGAGCUUAUGAAAGCAUAAAUGAGUACUUUAGAAAACAGUGGUAUUGUCCAGAAUAUUACAUUUGCCACUAAUAAUUAUUAAAAUCAGUUUCCCUUUGAGUGCUUUUUAUGGCGCUUUACUUUGGUUAGAAAAUCAGCAAAAAGUGGUGAGAACUUAAUACGCUUAAAAUAAGCACACGAUUAUGAAUACAAUAUAUUAACUAAGUGGAGAGCAAUUAAAAUUAUUAAAAAAAACGAUGUAAAGAGUAAACCAUUAAAAUGUUGUAUGCAAGUCAGUAAAAAACUAUAUGAAAAUUAACACUCUUUACAAUUUUAAAUAUUACAAAAUAACUGCAAAUUCUUGAAACAAAAAAUUGUAAAAGCACAUUAAUAACGUUGAAGUUUUUUGUUAGAUUUAGAAAAAUAAAUGAAAUUUUAAAUAAUUACGCUGCAAGUAAAUUUAAGAGAGUCAUCGGUUGAAAACUAUACUAUAGCUUUAGGCCAGUGUUUUGUGAUAUUUUCAAGCUUUACUUAUAUGCUAAAGAUUGAAGUUUAGUAAACAAAAUUACAAAAAUUCAAGGAAGCCUUAAAUUAUAUUUACAACAAACAAAAAGAACAUAAUUAAUAUUAAACAAAAUUUCUUUGAAAUUGGAAACGGAGCGAUAAAAGUGUGACUAUAAAGCCUGCGGCAGCUCAGAAACAUAUUUCCGAUAGCCAAAACCAAAGACAGUGUUGACAAACAACUAAAAGCAUAAAUUAAAAUAAAUUAUUUCAAAAGAGAGUUAAUAUUUUGUAAACACUAAAACUAACUCAACUAUAGAUUGGUUAAAAAAGACCACGGUGCUCGAGCUACAGCCCAACGACUAAAAGUACAUCGAUUUUUUAAUUCAUAAUUUUUUGGCAUAUUUUCCACAGCAUUUAUUUCACUUUUCUUUAAUUAACUACCUUCCUACUACGAGCGAGGCGUCGUUCUUGUCAGAUUUAUUUUUAAAUUAACUUACAUUUUGGUAUCCAGUGAGUUUGCGGCCCCGCUUCAUAUCGCAGACCGAUGACUGAACUCAAUGCGACGCACGGAUUCGACCCGAACAUUUUUCAUAAACUAAAGUCAUCACAACGCAUAAAGGAUCUGCUACGCCAAGAGCCUGCUUUGCUACCGCCCGCCGAUGUUGUUGUCGAUAGUUCGACGCACGAUUACGAUGCGGCGCCGAUCAAUUUGCAAGAUUUCAUACAGAGUGUGUCGGACAGCAACGUCUUCGUCGAGUAUAUUGCACCCACAGAUUCCACGACAUUCUCGCUCGGCAGCAGCGUUGCGAAUGAUGGCACACUCUUUCCCCAGUUGACAAAUAAUUUUACCUUCCACGAUUUCUACAGCAAUCAAUCCAAUGCCACAUUAUGCAAGGACGUCUAUCAUCCAGACGACGACACCCGCCUAGAGUUCUGGGUUUGUGGCGUUGUCUUGAAUAUUGUCGGCACAUUCGGUAUUAUUGGCAAUAUCAUCUCCAUGAUCAUAUUGUCUCGUCCUCAAAUGCGAUCCAGCAUAAACUAUUUACUCAUUGGCUUGGCGCGUUGUGAUACCACUUUGAUCAUCACAUCCAUGCUGCUCUUUGGCAUACCCUGUGUCUAUCCAUAUUCAGGAUAUUUCUUCUAUUAUUACAACUACGUUUAUCCGUUUAUAUCGCCAUCGAUUUUCCCAAUCGGUCUGACGGCGCAAACAGCUAGCAUAUACAUGACGUUCACUGUGACUUUGGAGCGUUAUGUGGCCGUAUGCCAUCCACUUAAGUCACGUGCACUCUGUACUUAUGGACGUGCUAAGAUCUACUUUAUUGUUUGUUGUACAUUAUCGCUGAUCUACAACCUACCACGCUUUUGGGAAGUUACGACGGUCAGCUAUCAGCCUGAGGGCAGUGAGAUAGUGUACCACUGCUUGCGUCCGUCGCCUUUAAGACAAAAUCAGACCUACAUCAAUAUCUACAUACAUUGGUGUUAUCUGAUUAUCAAUUACAUCAUACCAUUCCUCACAUUGGCCAUACUCAAUUGCCUAAUCUACCGCCAGGUGAAGCGUGCAAAUCGCGAACGCCAGCGGUUAUCGCGCUCCGAAAAGCGUGAGAUUGGCUUGGCUACCAUGUUGAUCUUCAUCGUGAUUGUAUUUUUCCUCUUAAAUUUUCUUGCGCUUGUCGUAAAUAUCGAUGAAGCAUUCUACAAUAAAAUCGAUCACUCACUAACGAAAAUCUCCAAUUUGCUGGUGACGAUCAACAGUAGUGCGAAUUUCUUAAUUUAUGUCAUUUUCGGCGAGAAGUUCAAACGUAUUUUCCUGUUGAUUUUUUUCAAACGCCGCCUCAGCCGCGACCAACCCGAUCUUAUUCACUACGAGAGUUCUAUAUCGAACAACGGUGACGGCACAAUAAAUCAUCGUUCAUCGGGCCGAUUUUCACGACACGGUACGCAGCGCAGUACAACAGGCACGUACCUGGUGACCGGAGGCGGCUCGAACAACAGUACUUUGAAGAAUGUGCGUUUGGUGCAGACAGGAUCGCCCGGUGUGGUGAAGAUCAAACGCAAUCGGGCACCUUCGCCGGGGCCGGUUGUGUACUACCCAGCACGCGACAUUCAACGCUCGACUGUUGUGAACCCAGUGGCGUUAGCGUCGAACAACAACACAGCACUAAGCUGUGAUUGGGUCGAUGGAAAGAACGGGCAGAUGACUUCGGGCAUCUGAAAGCAUACGACCUUCUUAGAUGCAGAUGCGGUUGGAGGCGGCGAGAGUGUGUUUGUAGCGAAAAUGUAUAGCUGUAAACUAGUUUUGUUUUUAUUUACGUAGAUGUAUCGGUCCUGGCGUAGUUGGGUCAGUUGUGUUUUAUUUUACUUACCAUCUCCUUCAAUUCUUCCUUGAGUUGACAAGAGAGCGGAGCGUAAAGAUAGCCAGCAGAGAGAAAUUACUAAUCGCAGUAGAAGCCGAGCUUCUUCUUGUGAGCACACCUAUAGGAACGGUGUAUUAUAUUUCUUUAAACUCAGACAUUCAUUUCCAAUUUAUUUGAUUUAUUGAUUUAUUUUUACUUCGUAUUUUUUCUUUUGUUUAAUAAUAUGCACUAAAUAUUUUCGAACAAUUAUUCCACACUAACCAGAACUAUGUAAUAUAUAAAGAGAAAUAGUGCAGUUUUAUAUAACGCAGUUUCCAUAUAUAUGUCUACAAAACAACAUUUUUACAACAAAUACGUGUUAACUUAAUAGAUGUAAAAUGCUAAACUCUUAGCUGCAACUUUUACUGUUACUGAACUGACGAAUUUAUCCGACUUAUCCGUGUACUAUUCGCGCCUGCCGAGCCCCAACAUGUCUAUGUGUAUGUAAUUGCAAAGCGCUGUUGCGUAAUGCGUACUCGUAUCCACAAUCUAUUUACAGUUAAACAGUUUCAUGCAUUAUGCGCACUUUCGCUCCCGUUACAUUUCUAUUUAUGUAUGUAUGUAUUUAACUGUAUCUAUGUAAAGAAAUAAAGUUUGUAAAAUAUUAGACCUUAAUCUUAGUGCUAAUACUUAGUAUAAAUUCUCUAGUUAAUUAUUUGAAUAGUUCAAUCUCCAAAUAGGAAUUAUUUUUCCGAGUAAACACCUAUAAAUGUACAUAUGUAUGCACAUAUAUGUAUAUAAAGUAUAAUAUGUAUAAUGUAAUAAAGAGCAAAUUCCUGCUAUAAGUAAACGAGCAUCAAAAUGCUCAUGUAACUAUUUGAAUUUUAUUCAAGCGAUAUAUAAAUGUGUAUCUAUUGUUAUGCUGAAAAUAUAAAUAUUAAAUAACAAAAAUAUUACAAAAAUCAAAAACAAUAACGGAUUGGAUAACUAAGCAGGUUCUAUAAAAGAGAAGGUCACACCACUCCCAAGCCAAAGAAAUUUUUCUACACCAUUGACGUAGUGGCGAUGUCUGAUUUCUCCAUUCUGUAGAACAAAUGCAAAAGCGUUCAGCAGUAGUUGCCACUUCUCGAGUUUUUGUAGUAAGUAAAAAUUUUCGAAUAUAAGGAAACUAAAAUUAAAAUAUUUUAAAUAAUAUUUUUUCAACUAAAUAUAUAAGUAAAUACAUCAUCACCAUUCGCUAAAGGAACUUUUUAGGUUUUUAUUCAUUUUGUUUUCUUAAGUCUGGCAACAAUCCGAUUGGUGUGACCUUAUAUUCUAUGAACCUUGCUAACUGCGAAAUGUAUGAAAUAAAACAAUAAAACAGUUUUAAAGAAAUGAA